AUGCGGCAUCUGGAUCGGUCUUCGUGGAUAGACGGAUGGACAGAAUGGAACACGCCCACUCAACAUUACGACGCCAACUCCACAGGCCCACCCCCACCAACAAGCGUGCUCAUCACCGGCAUCGCACCACUAACCCCCAACCCCGCGCUCCGGCGCACACUCGCGCAACACGGCACGCUCGUCUCCUUCGAGCCGCAGAUCGACAAAGAGAAUGGGAGUGCGCUUGGUGUGGUGUUUGUCAGGUUUCAGAGCCAUGAAGAGGCGAGGCGGUGUGUGGAGAAGGAGAAUGGGAGGAGGGGUGGCGUGGCGGGUGUUGGUGGUGUCGGGAUGGGUGGUGUGGGCCAGGGGAUGGGGAUGGGAUUGGGAGGACAGGGAGAGGUGGAAGAGUGGAGAGUUGUGUUUGAUGGUGAAGGUCUCAAGCUCAAAGCGGUCGUGAAAGAGCUCGAGGAGCGGAAGAAGCGGGAGAGGGAGGAGAAGCGCAGGCUUGCGAGCCAGAAUCAGUCCCAGUCCCAGUCCCAGUCUCAUCAGCAUCAGACGAACGGGCGUGAUGCACCGAUGCAUACGCAUAGUGUUACUGCGCUCCCUUUGCCGCCUGGCCCGAUGGCCACGCCGCAUUCACAUUCGCAUUCGGCGUCGAGGGGCGCGGCGACGCCGUUAAGCAGCAGUGGUACCCCGCAUUCGCAUUCGCAUUCGGUGGCGCAGAGUCCGGUGCCAGGGAAGAGGUUGCAUUCGCAUGGGCAUGGACAUGGCCCCUCGCAUUUGAGCAACUCGUUGCCGCCGAAACCUGUUGGUGUGGAUGAGCAGCCGAAGCCUGUUGCGCCGCCUGCGGCGUUGAUGAAGGCGCGUGCGGAAGCGGCGCGCGGGGAGAGGGAGAGGGAGAGAGAUCGUGAUAGAGAUAGGGAUAGGGAUCGAGACCGGGAUCGAGACAGAGACAGGGAUAGAGAUAGAGAUAGAGACAGGGAUAGGGAACGAGGACGCGACAGGGACCGCGAACGACCAGAAGAGCGCCGCGGACAAGGCCCGUACUCGCGGUACAACGCGUCGCGCGGCAAGAUGCCCAUGAUGCCGCUGCGUCGGACACUGUACAAGGCGUCGCCGAUGGACGACACGUCGCGCUCGCCGUCGCCGUCGCGGGGCGGCGCCGAGUCUGGCUUGAGCAUGGGGAUGGGCGGUGCGUCGUACGGGCAGGACACGAUGUCGGCAGAUGCCAAGGAGAAGCAGAGGCAGGAGAUCGUGAGGCAGCUUGCGAGUAAUGGGUUUGACCAUGUGCAUAUGGAGGGCAGCGCGCAGUUUGUUGGGUCGGUUCCGGACCAGGUCGUCUUUGAGUUCUUUGCGGGGUUUCCAGUCGACAAGAUUCUGCGCGACCACACGGGUCUCUAUGUCACUUUCACAAAGGCGUCUUCGGCACAUAGCGCUCGGGCGCUAUUGCAUGGCAAAAGCCUCGCGUUCCAAACGACUACGCUGACCGUGCACGCACCGCCCGUCUACGAGCGCGUCGUCGGCAAAACGCACUGGUCCCCUACGGAGCUCGUCGACGAGGCGCAAAAGAUCAUCGUGAAAGAGCUCAAGGCGCUGCUCGAAAAGGACAUCGCGGACCAGCUCGUCACGCGCGAUCUGAAGAAGGUGUGGUUUGAGGAGCGUGCAAGGUUUAUGAGUGCCAUGGCGGUUAAACCUGAGGUUGCAAAGUCUGCGGAUAGGAAGGGGGGGUUGAAGGGGCUGUCGUUUAAGAAGGAGGUGAAGAAGAAGACGCCGGAGCCUGAACCUGAACCUGAGCCGGAGCCGGAGCCUGUUCAUGAACCUGAACCUGAAAUUGAGGAGGAGCAGGUGGAGACCAAGGAUGAUGAGGAGAUGGAUGUUGAUGAAGAGGAAGAGGUUGAGAAGCCCACGAAAAAGAAGAAGAAAAAGUCAGAGGUGGUGAAAAAGCCGAGCCGCAGGAUCAUCGAGGACGACGAGGUCGAGUCUGAAGAAGAGGACGAGGACGAUCUGGCGCGUAUCGCUGCGUUUACGGCUGAGCAGGCGCGCAAGCGGCUGGUAUCAGAGGACCGCGACGAAGAGGAGGAGCCUAUCAAGAAAAAGCCCCGCGUCGAGACUGUCAAGCCGGCGAAAAAGCAGACGAAAAAAUCCAAAAAGGCGCAACAGAAGCAGGCUGCCGCCGCUGCGGCUGCGGCUGCUGCAGCAGUCGAUGCAGUCAGCGAGGUCAUCCUGGGCGACGCGGAAGCUUUCGAGUCGCCGACGGUCACCCAACUUCGUCUGGAGGACUCGUCUGUGACGCCGUCGCGCUCUCCUACGCCUGCCGCGCGACAGCCCAAACGACGAAAACGCCCUUUGUCUCCGCCACCGCCUUCGCCACCGCCAGAUCCUAUCGCACUUGGUCUAUGCGAAGACGACGAGGACAUGUUCUUUGCCAAACUCGUCUUGUCUGGCGAGUCUCCGAGCGAGGAAACGCCACAGCCGCCACCCUCGUCGUCCGACGUGCCUACCUUUCGCAAGCACCUCACUGGCAGCGCGAGAACGGAGGGCUAUUAUAAGAUCACCCACGCGGAAAAGGCAGCGUAUGUCGCGCAGUACCAGGCACGUGCUGCGAACGCGGGCACGGCGCCUCCCGUGGUGGACGAGCCCAAGCCUCAGCACGUCGAGACUUCGCGUGCGAAUCGUGCGAAUGCCCGACGCCGUGCCCAGGGUCUAGAGGAGAUCAACCAGGUCCAGCGCGCAGUCGCGCUCUCCAAGGGCGAGAACGCCGCGAACGAGCUCACGUUCAAGUUUAACCAGCUGCAGACGCGCAAGAAGCAUCUGCGCUUUGCCCGGUCGCCGAUCCAUGACUGGGGUUUGUACGCGCUGGAGAAGAUUUCGCGGGGCGAGAUGGUGAUCGAGUAUGUGGGCGAGGUUAUUCGGGCCCAGGUCGCGGAUAAGCGAGAAAAGGCGUACGAACGGCAGGGUAUUGGCAGCAGUUACCUGUUCCGUAUAGACGAAGAUCUUGUUGUGGACGCGACGAAGAAGGGAAAUCUUGGCGGGGAGAAAAAGAUCGUCAUUUACGCGAAGCAAGAUAUUGAACUCGGUGAUGAGAUCACCUACGAUUACCACUUCCCCUUCGAGCAGGACAAGAUUCCAUGCCUGUGUGGCUCUGCCAAGUGUCGCGGAUUUUUGAACUAG
Messenger RNA from Psilocybe cubensis, 3150 nucleotides. RefSeq lists its product as uncharacterized. The record is from RefSeq and is a predicted model, not a curated record. Gene Ontology annotation, cellular component: Set1C/COMPASS complex. The transcript has 5 exons. Lineage: Eukaryota; Fungi; Basidiomycota; Agaricomycetes; Agaricales; Agrocybaceae. Gene Ontology annotation, molecular function: RNA binding; histone H3K4 methyltransferase activity; protein binding. The coding region runs from base 1 to 3150 and encodes 1049 amino acids.